This is a messenger RNA of Sipha flava (yellow sugarcane aphid), 903 nucleotides long. Its product is annotated as zinc finger MYM-type protein 5-like. The record is from RefSeq and is a predicted model, not a curated record. Lineage: Eukaryota; Metazoa; Arthropoda; Insecta; Hemiptera; Aphididae. The coding region runs from base 1 to 888 and encodes 295 amino acids. The transcript is spliced from 3 exons.
AUGGGUAAAAAACACUCUGUGACUUCCGAAGGACAGCAGAUUUGGCAUCAGCGUGACAGCAUGAAACGAUUGGUGUUAAUUCCAAGAUUAUCGGACAUUUUUCGGAUGACAGAAAAAAAAAAACACUGUGGAACAAGAGAAACUCAAACGUUUAAUCUUCCUUCCACUGACUUGGAAAACGUGGAGAAUGAAAAUAAUUUGUUGCUGCCUGGUUGUGAACCUACUGUUAGCACAAAUACAGAUAAUAAUUUGGAAGAAUCUGCUGCUGUGCCUGACUUGGACCCAGCCAAAUGGAAAAUUAAUUCAAGUUUAAUAGACUAUUUUAUUUUGAAUCAACCAAUUCAAGAUGUUAAAAAAAUAAAUUUUAAUAAAACUGGACGAAUGUGUGGAAAAUAUUUCCGGAAACUGCCUAGUAGUAUCUUUAUAAGAACAUUGCAUAAUGGGCAAAUUACCAAUAGAGAGUGGCUCUUAUACUCUUUAUCAGCUAAUGCAUUAUUUUGUUUCCAGUGCCUUCUUUUUUCUAACAAAAAAAGUAAUCUUGGAAAUUUAAAAUUUGGAUUAAAAAACUGGGGUAAAUGUGAAGAAAAAGUAAAAUGUCAUGAAGAAGGCCAACAACACGGUGAAUCAAUUAGAAUUUGGUUUUCAAGAACACAAAAAACUGCUACUUCAAUUGAUAAAAUGCUACACGAAGAAAUGAAAUCAAAAUCGGAUUAUUGGACUAAUGUUCUCCAUCGAGUUAUUGCAACAAUUACUUUCUUGGCUGAAAGAGGACUACCAUUCCGUGGUAAAAAUAAUGAAUUUGGCUCAGUACAUAAUGGCAAUUAUAUGGGAUGUUUAGAACUUAUAGCUAAAUUUGAUCCUUUUUUGUCGGGACAUAUUUCUAAAUAAUACGGUAACCAAGGG